GUUUGUGAACUGAGGGGCACUGGACAAAAGACGACACCAGAGAUGGCUAGCAGGAAAGCAGUGACACGUGGCAAGGCCGCAGCUAAACGUGCCCAGAGAGGGUCCUCCAAUGUCUUCUCCAUGUUUGAGCAGUCUCAGAUCCAGGAAUUCAAGGAGGCUUUCAGCUGUAUAGACCAGAACCGGGAUGGUAUUAUCAGCAAGUCUGACCUCAAGGAGACCUACAUGCAGCUGGGUAAAUUGAACGCAAAUGAGGAGGAGCUUGAUGGAAUGCUGAAGGAAGGAAAAGGUCCUAUCAACUUCACUGUGUUCUUGUCACUGUUUGGAGAGAAGCUUAAUGGGACAGACCCAGAGGAUUCUAUACUCAGCGCCUUCAAACUUCUGGACCCCAAUGCAACUGGAAAUAUCAACAAAGAUGAGUUAAAACAGCUACUGAUGACACAGGCGGACAAAUUCACAGCAGAAGAGGUGGAACAAAUGUUUGCUGUGACCCCAAUCGAUGUGGCCGGUAACAUCGACUACAAGUCUCUGUGUUACAUCAUCUCACACGGAGACGAGAAGGAAGAGUCCUGAGCUGAUGAUGUUGAUAUGUGAAUUAAAUGCUCUAUUUUCUAUAUCA
Molecule: messenger RNA, 616 nt
Organism: Bufo bufo (common toad)
Lineage: Eukaryota; Metazoa; Chordata; Amphibia; Anura; Bufonidae
Gene: MYL7
Product: myosin light chain 7
Exons: 7
Coding region: 43-570 (175 amino acids)
Biological process (GO): cardiac muscle tissue development; heart contraction
Cellular component (GO): myofibril; cytoplasm
Molecular function (GO): calcium ion binding
Source: RefSeq, a predicted model, not a curated record